AUGGCUGAGAAUCAUGGCGCCUGGCUGAUUACCGCCAUGGCCAUAUUUUUGCCGUGGUCAACACUGACAUUUUGUGUCCGCGUAUGGGCAAAGCUCACGUCGAAGGACUGGGGCCGGGAUGACUACUGCAUUUCCUAUGCCUUGGCUUCUGCUCUCGCACAUGUUGCGCUUACCUGCAACGCGAUUCAACAUGGAUACGGCCUUCCAAAGGCCAAGAUUCGGGUUCCUGAUUUAGAACAUGUCAAAGCUGCACUCUAUGCUAGCCAAAUCCUAUACAUCCUCUCCGUCGGACUAUGCAGAGUAUCAGCCGCGUUUUUCAUAGCCCGCAUGACCUAUUUAGGUCCUCAAGCCAAACCAGCCCAUGUGAUUGCUACAUCCUCGUCCUUGUGGAUAUUGAUUUCCGUGUUCGUUAUUGCGUUCAGAGGGCCUUUGGACCGUCCAUGGGAAGUGUUGGAAGGAGUUGAGGCCACAGGAAUUGUCAUCGAGCUGAGUCUCUGGGCCCUAUCUAUACACCUCGUAUGCAGCGUUCAAAUGAGGGUCAAGAAGCGUGCCUUUAUCAUAUGCGCGUUUGGCGCUCGGCUCGGAACUGUUCCCAUAAUAGUCUGUCGUGUCCUAUGCAUGGCUCCGCGAGAAAAUUCCGAUCCUAUGCUGGCGGGGAUCAUUCCCAGCGUCCUUACUCAAGGAGCCAUUCAUUUUUCUAUAAUGGCGGGGUGCAUAACGUGCCUGCGACCCUUUCUCCGAACCUUUAACGCCACUUAUACUGUCGAAAGCAGAGGAACGGCGGCAUGCGGUGAUAGCAGAGGACAAAGCGCCUACUAUUAUAGACUCGAGACGCUCAAAAGGGUGGAGCGAAACGUGAUAGACUCGAACGAUUCAGCCAACUGGCGGCUAUUUGAAGACUCGUAUGAAGGACACGCGGUUGUGUACCCUGCCAAGCCUCAUCUUGCCACGAAGGACAAUAGUACCUCGCGACACGCAAACAGGAACCCGUGUGCUCGACUUCGCGAUGAGGUGAUGGCCGACGAAGCUGAUGGCUUGGAUCGUUCGGUUAUCCAGAGACCGACGGAACUACCGUUACGCGACGAGGGAGAGGUUUGA
Molecule: messenger RNA, 1098 nt
Organism: Metarhizium robertsii ARSEF 23
Lineage: Eukaryota; Fungi; Ascomycota; Sordariomycetes; Hypocreales; Clavicipitaceae
Exons: 5
Coding region: 1-1098 (365 amino acids)
Source: RefSeq, a predicted model, not a curated record